AUCCCUUCAUCUGCGCCUGUCCAUUUUAUAGAGUUGCCAUGUGUCGAAAUCUCACAUGUUUUAUACACGAUGGGCAAAUUGGCAGAAGCCAAAACAGUCCUCCUUAUAUCAGCUUAUUUGUCAUACGGGUAUAAAUGUCAUCUUAUCACACGUGCGGGACCACAUGUGUGCUAAUUUGACCACUUAACCAUCUCUAACGGCAAAAAUAACAGAAUGGGGCAUUUUGAUAAGAUUUUGGGACAUUUCAAUCUUUUCCCUAACUUCCGGGACAUUUUCACAACUUUGGAGUCGAUUUUGGGGCAUUUGCCAUUUAACUCUAAAUUUAAAUAAACCUUCAUGCCUUUUGCACGAAGGUUCGUGAUAUGGACUUACCAGAUAUUUAAUUAUCUACUCCUAUUAAAUAAAUUUAAUCUUGCUUAAGCAUGAUGAGGACAUUUGGCAAGAAAUAACUAGAAAUUUCUCCCGAACAGACUGUCAAAGUAAAAGUAGUUUUGGAGAGUGACUGUGUCGACAACCGGAACUGUCCCCUUAAAUUUAUUAAGAAACUAGCUAACUGAAUUAGAACGUUGACAAAAACACGCUGGAGACAUGGUACUCGGACAAAUCACUUCCACAAGCUACAGCUAGAUAUGUAAAAACUGAAAUUAGAUGAAUGCAUGAAACGAAAGAGUCUUCUAAUGCUUAUGCGCAACCCCCUUCAAAUACAGGAACCAGCAACUUUACCACUUUGAUAGGGUCCAUAGGGAGGCAUUAGAUCGAAGUUCUGUCGGUCUUUUCUCCCAGAGCUUUGUUAAAAAACAAAGGGGUUCACAUGAGGAGUUACACCGAUAAUACCAGAAGGAAGAGAAGUGUCAUCUUCAUCCCAAAUUGACUCUCAGUCUCCAAUUUUCUGUACACUAUAAUUAAAAAUCACAGAGAAGAUAAAUAUUGUACACUAUAAUUUGGGAGAAUAUUGGAUGCGGUUGCGUUUUUUAGAUUUUAAUUAAACUAAAAAACUAAUAUAAUAAAAUGGGAUAACCAUUGGUUAAGAAGGACCAAUGAGAUUUGUUAGGAUAGAGACUACAAGAUCGUUUCAAGUAAGACUCUUUUAUUUGCAGAUACAAUACAAUCAGAAUUUAGCAGAGUGGCAAUGGAUAAGCACAAAACAUGCGUACAACAAUAGUAACCAGAAUUAAAAAAAUAAUAAUAAUAAUAAUAACGGGCCCUAGCUCAGCUGGUCAACCCAGUUCUUCAAAAGUGAUGUGUUCCAGGAGGUCCCAGGUUCGAGUCUUCGAUGGCGUAACAUUGCAGGAAUUAACAUGGAAGGUGUUGUUAGCUUGCCCCCUUGUGCCACAAUCUCGCCCCCGGUUUCUUAAAAUUUAUAACAAUAAUAAUAAUAAUAAAAGAAGAAGUACUGAUAUUACAAAUUGAAUCGAUUUAAGGAAAUCAUCAUCUGGUUUCUUAUCAUUGCCAAAUUGGACAAAAAAGGGAAAGAAGUAUUUGCAAGGAGUUAGAAGUCUGUUAGGUUACAAGUCAUUCUACAAAUGGGCAGAAGAAAAACUUGAAUGUUCAAUCCUUUUCAGGAAAAUGGAUGGUAAAACACCUAAAGACUUCUAGCAGCGUUAGUACCACUGACAUAUAUAGUGGCCCUAAAGCGACCAUGUACCCGCCAUAGAAUCUAUUACUUUUUCAAUGAUGUCAGUAAUUACCAACCAUAUGAUAUGCCAUAGAUUUCCCGCAAUAUAACAAGUAUUCUAAAAUCAGCGUUUAGGAAAAUCUAAACUCACCUCGUACACCACUUUAAAGAGCCGUGUAUGGAACUGCUACUCAACAAAGAACAAACCACCUUGGAUCCGUAACUGCUCCAAUCAGUAUGUAAUUAAUUUAUUUACGAAAUAAUAAAUUUUUGGCUAUAUAUAACCCUAAGACAUUAUCUUGAGGUCUAAUUCAAAGCGAAAUGGCUGAAAUCAGUAAGCUUGAGGUUGAGUGUAAAGCUAAGUGCUCUGCGGUGAAGUUUUUCUCUAUGAUGACUCGUGAUGCACUCAAGCUUCCAAAAUAUGCUCCUCAUACAAUCCACAAUGUCCAAGUUCUCCCUGGAGACGGUGAAGUUCGAGCAGGAAGCGUUUAUAUUUGGGUUUAUAAACUCGAUAAUAAACCUUCUGCCGUCACCACAAAGGUGAAGGUAACUGCGCUGGACCAUAAGAACUUGUCAUUAACUUUCACAGUUACUGAAGGAUACCUCACGGAUGAUUACACAAGUUUCUCUAACACACUUACUACUACUACACAGAGGGAUGGAAACUAUAAUUGCCUUGUGAAGUGGUCAGCACAAUAUCAGAAAGCGAAUAAAGAUGUACCUGAUCCAACAUACGUUAUGAAAAUGCUGGAAGAUUUUACCAAGGAAUUGGAUACCAAUUUGCUCAAGGAACGGUAGACUCAGACAAGAUUUAAUUAUCUAUAUAGAUGAUUGCAGGAAGCUACAAGUUUGUGCUGGAUGUUUAAACAUAUUAGACAUCUAAAUAAAGUUGUAAUAUGGAUUUAUCAAAUACCAAAGUACGAUAUGAUAUUGCUUAA
Papaver somniferum (opium poppy) is the source of this 2553-nucleotide messenger RNA. Its product is annotated as major latex protein 146-like. Bases 1937 to 2413 code for a protein of 158 amino acids. NCBI's taxonomy places the organism in Eukaryota, Viridiplantae, Streptophyta, Magnoliopsida, Ranunculales, Papaveraceae. Gene Ontology annotation, biological process: defense response. The transcript has 2 exons. The record is from RefSeq and is a predicted model, not a curated record.